AUGAGUACCCUGACCGUGUGCCCAUAUUGCAGCAUGGAAAUGCGGUUUGAUGCGAUGAAAGGGCAUCUUGACCAUUGUGGUGAGCGCACCCCUCUCGCCAAGCCUUCGUCAAUCUCCCCCUCAAAGUACCCCGUCCCGCCAGCAGCUGAGGAGGUCAUUUCUGGGCUGGAUUUUUACCACCGGCUGAACAAACUGAGUCGUCUUAGUCGCCCGACGCGUAGCACUAGCGACAGCGGUGGAAAUCGCCUCAGCACCUCUUCCGUAAUGCAUGAUGCUGUCGUGGCUCAGCAGUGCAUGGGCUCUCCAACGUCUCUCACUAUCGAUAUUGCCUCAUCCCACUCCCGCAGGUCCGUGUUAUCGCGGGAGAACGCCACAGUAGAGUCGCGAAAGCGGUCUUCGCUGUCUUGGGCGGUCAGGUCGAACGUGUCUGGAGGCGCAGCUGUACCACCGGCUCAGCCGCAGCCAUCGCCACCAUCAAUUCAAGUUGACUUGCGAAGCGCCACCCCGGAAGCGGAUGUGUCGUGGAGGGGUGCAGGGGCAAGCGUGCGUUCAGCGUCAGUCGUACCAUCCAAUGGGCAGUCCCAUUCAGCAGACCCUCUUUCUGCUUCUUCCGUUGUACCUGCUAGGGCUGUGCCGAGCAACCCGCUCAGCGCAGCUGCGAGCAGUCACCGCGGGGCUCUGCACAGGCAAUUAAGGAGUACAGCAAGAGAGACACAAUCGCUUCAUUGUCAUCCCACCAACUCUGUCCAUUCAGCUCCACCCAGUGCACGCAGAGCUUCUGUGGAUGGUGUGUCAGCUGUAGGGGAUGACUCGGCACUGCCGAGCACCAUCGCUGAACUCAGCAGCGCGCAUUCCUCGGCUCCAGCUGCGAUAAGUGCAAAGUCCACCUGCGAGACCCCCAUAGCCGCCUCAUUUGCAGCGUCGACUGUUUCGUCCAUGACGUCGUCGCAGCGCCCCACGCCGCAGCUGAGCAGCUUCGCAAUUCGCCUGCGUGGGAACAAAGGAUCCACCGCUUCACCUCAGAAGACACCUGAGAGGGCCUCUCGUGUGCCGUUGAGGAGACUACACGACAGCGACGACAUUGGCGACACUCAGCGAGCAAACAACGACACUUACGCAGCAUCAUUGCUGGGAUCUGUACCGGCAGCCAUUAGGCAGAUGAAAGUGUCGCUAUGGCAGGUGCAGCGACUCGUCCGGCAGCAGCAGGGACAGUAUUCGGCCUUCCUCCGAGCCCACAGGGACUUGCAGCACCAGCUCACCGCUCAGCAAGACGCCUGCAACGAAGUCGUGCGACGCUCAAUGGACCAAGCCGCAGCCAUGGAGGCUGCGCUUCAGGAGCACACCACGCAGGGACAGCGGGAACGAGCCGCAAUGCAAGAGAAUAUUGCCUCUCUCUGGGCUAUUGUGUCGGACAUACAUCAGCGCCUGCAUAGCGACUCCCAAUUGCCGGCGAAUGCUCUAGCGGCAUCGCACCCGAAUGAGACUGCCGCCUGCACAUCGAUCCGUGUACCAGCGCCACCCACACCUUUCCUGCAGAACGGCGUGCUUGAGCGGCAACGAGCAGGCUAUGCUUCCCAACUGGUGUCCACACCCGCGCGAUCGAGCAACGGCCCCAAAAGGCCGCAAGAGUCGUCCAUCCACAUCAUGGUGCAGCGUCCACCCUCGUGUGAGGAGAGCACCUACUACUCUGAUAUUGCCUCCUUUAUCCAACCGGAUGUUACUGCUACCUCGUCACUGUCCGCGUUGUUGCAUCCUCGCAAGGACGCCGUGCGGCUUCCUGCACAAGUGCGUGAUUCGGCGUUUGCGAAGGGACUUAUUGACCCACCUGCGCCUCGCUUCGCCUCUGGGGCAGCAGCACCUUUACCGACAGCUGCGCACGUUUCUCCUUAUGUGAUGGAUGUGCAGCAGCAACAGCAGCGGCAUCAUGAGUCCAUGGAGGACCGAGUGUCUGUGAUGCUGCACGCGAAGCCCACCGUGGUCUUGCACCACUCUCCCUGGAAGUAG
This is a messenger RNA of Leishmania braziliensis MHOM/BR/75/M2904, 2004 nucleotides long. RefSeq lists its product as hypothetical. Lineage: Eukaryota; Euglenozoa; Kinetoplastea; Trypanosomatida; Trypanosomatidae. Bases 1 to 2004 code for a protein of 667 amino acids. The record is from RefSeq and is a predicted model, not a curated record. The transcript has a single exon.